Neolamprologus brichardi is the source of this 2111-nucleotide messenger RNA. The record is from RefSeq and is a predicted model, not a curated record. NCBI's taxonomy places the organism in Eukaryota, Metazoa, Chordata, Actinopteri, Cichliformes, Cichlidae.
AUUUUCGGUGCAGAGAUGCGCUCGGUGCCACCUGGGAAUCUCGGCCUCGGAGAUGGUGAUGCGAGCUCGGGACCUGGUCUACCACCUCAACUGCUUCACCUGCACUACCUGCAGCAAGAUGCUCACCACCGGGGACCACUUUGGCAUGAAAGACAGUCUGGUGUACUGUCGGCUGCACUUUGAGACUCUCAUCCAGGGAGAAUAUGAGACACAUUUUAACCACGCGGACGUGGUGCCGCACAAAGGCCUGGGCCCGGCCAACACGCUCGGACUAUCCUACUUCAGCAGCGUGGGGACGGUGCAGAAAGGAAGGCCGAGGAAGAGGAAAAGUCCUGGGCCAGGGGCCGAGCUGGCUGCUUAUAAUGCAGCGCUGAGCUGCAACGAGAACGACGGCGAAUCCAUGGACAGGGACUCCCAGUACAGCUCCAGUCAGAAGACCAAGCGCAUGCGGACGUCCUUCAAGCAUCACCAGCUGAGGACCAUGAAGUCCUACUUUGCCAUCAACCACAACCCAGACGCCAAGGACCUCAAGCAGCUUGCCCAGAAAACUGGCCUCACCAAGCGGGUCUUACAGGUGUGGUUCCAAAACGCUCGGGCCAAAUUCAGGAGGAACCUGCUGCGGCAGGAGAGCACCGGGGUCGACAAGGCGUCCGACGGCUCGACGCUGCAGGGUGGUACGCCGUCAGGCCCGGCCUCUGAGAUCUCCAACGCCUCCAUGAGUCCCUCCAGCACACCCACCACCCUUACGGACUUGACCAACCCCACCAUGCCCACUGUCACCUCUGUGCUCACCUCCGUGCCGGGUAGCAUGGACGUCCACGAGUGCCGGAGCCCAUCACAGACCACGCUGACCAGCCUCUUCUGAUAGAUGGAGCCCUUCUUCACAGCCCCCUCUCCCCUGCCCUCCCCGGCCCCCUCCCUUAGCUCCCCCCCUGCUCACCUCUGCUCCUUGUGGAUCUACAAUUAAGCAUGGUUCACUCCUUGGAACAUUUAACGGAUUAGAAAACAAAAGGAAGCAAACUGAAAAGGUUUCCUUUAGAGACUGUUUGAUUAGUGAGGUGGCUGAGCCUUACACACCCAACAUUUGUUGUUAUUUUGAUGUUGUCUUGUUGAGAACUGAGGAGACUUGAUUUGCAUUUUUCAAUGUUUACAGAGAGAGACUGAAACUGGUCAAAAAAAAUUUGGAAUAUUGUUUUUUCCAGCACAGUAUUUAUGUUAUAUUGUACAAGAGUCACUGUUAGAAGGAUUGUAAAAAUCGUUUCUUUCUUUCUUUCUUUCUUUCGUUCGUUCGUUUCUUUUGUUUUGGAAAUCUGAGAUUAAACACAGGUUACAAUAUCCUAUGACUGCCACGUGCCUUACGGUCCACUUAUCUUAACUGCUGUUUCUAAAAGUCGGUCACACGUGAGUGAUUUGCAUCAGAACAAAGCAGUAUGACUGAAUUAACUCGACUCCUUGUGCGCAUUUAUGUAUGUGUGUGAGUUCUGGCUCGUUCCUCUUUGUGUUUGUGUGAACGUGCAGUAAAGCCCAUUCGGCUGCACUUUAAUUUAAAAGAAAAAGGCGAGAGGCAAAUAAUUCUUGUUUUUGAUCUCAACUCUUUUGAAUCUUCUUCACUCAAACUCGGCUAAAAAGCUGUUGUUCAAAGUCUCCACUUUUAGUUUAAUGCACUGGCGGCCCAAUGCAGAUCAGUUCAUGAUAAUAAACCUCGCCAAAUGAUGCGAUCGAUUGCAUUAACAUCCACCAGGUUACUGAGACCCGCCCCUUCCUUUUUACUUUUCACUUCUCUGGAACAAACACAAAGCUUUUAAUAGGAAAAAGAUGGAAUGGCAACAUUAAUGUAUGAGAAAUGAUCUGAGCAGCAACAUUGUUACUAGUUACUAGUUUAGUUUCUUAAAAUUUGAUGAUUUAGCAGGUGACUAACCCUGGAUAGGUUGCCAGUAACCUGGUGGAUGUCAAAGGUUAAGUUCAGAUUAAACAUGAACUUGUGAACUUAAACGUGGCUUUAAAGACACUGUGUUCUGUUGUUAAGAUAUUCAGUGACUUUAACAGUCGUAUAGACGUGUCAAAUUUCAAGUUGAAGUGAUGAAACACACAAUUAAAUAUUUUAAAAACGC